ACCAAGUGCUUCUUUUCUGUGUUUAGUGACGUUUUGGAGGCAGCAGCUCGUGACCUGAGCUGCAGGUCCGUCGUCACCUUCCUCAUACGAAGCUCUGAGGAAGAAGAUCACAGGAUCUGUGGCGGGAGACGAAGCUCAGGAGGUGAUUGGGUUCAGCGACAGCAGAGGAGGAGAGUCAGUGACAGAGGGGGGAGGGGGAGAGAGACAAGUAGGUCUGUGAAGGUGCAGAUCAGCUCAUCAGGGAGGGAAGAGUGUCGAGGUAGAGCGUAAGAAGAAGGAGCAGAGAAGUCUUCAAACAUGGCGGAUGUUUGGUUACAUUAGUCGCCUCAUGUGGACCAGAGACCAGCCACAGGCCCCAGAACUUCACCGAUCCUCCGUCCUCCAUCCAAGCGUCUCUCCAGUCAGCGUGUGUCCUCAGGUGUAGGUGAACUAUGGACGCCUCCUGGUUCCUCCUGGUUCUGUCGGUUGCCAUCCUCGUCUCCAUGGUGCUGCUGGUCGUCGUCUGUCUGGACUGCUGGAACAAAGGCCCUCUGGUCUCCAUCAGACAGACGAACGCUUCAGAGGAAUACAUGCAAUCCACUGAAUUCAGAGUCAUCCAUCCAUUGCACCCAGGCAGUGAUCUGAACUCCAUCCGCUCUGGCCCCCACCUGCUGUCACCACCAAGAGUCCUCUCAUCUUCAACUGAUCCUGGAACUCAGCGGAGACACCAAUCCUUCACCCAAACAGAAACCGAAAGUAAUCCAAGUUAUGAGAAUCCAGUAGAAGCACCUGAGUACGCAAACCCUGACCCUAACUGUCAUGACAGCGAUGUAGAAGAACCUGGAUACAUCAUCGUGAUACCCGACGGUGAGGCUCUUGCUCCGUCAAGCAUCAGCCGAGCCUCAACGCCCAGUUCAGAUGUUCGUCAUGAAUAUGUGAACCUUGAAGAGGAGAAACAGAAAGAGGAAGAAGAGGAACAAGAAGAGGAUGAAGACGACUUAGACUAUCAGAAUGUGGAUCCAAAGAAUUCUCUAACUCACUCGCUCACCGCUGCUCUCUGUCGCUCUCGCCCCACGAGCCGGGAGGAGGGGCCAACCCGGAACGAUGCAACGUCAGAGUCAUCGGCUCUAAGCGAAAGUGAUGAUGACGAUGAUGAUAGUGAGGGGAACUACGUCAACCAGCCACCAGUAAGUUCAAACAAGCUCAUUGAUGUUUCCCUCCUGAAGCUGCAGCCGCCGCUCACAUCCUCUCGUUCCUCUCAGUUGAUUCACAGCCAGCUCAGAGCAUGA
Molecule: messenger RNA, 1268 nt
Organism: Seriola dumerili (greater amberjack)
Lineage: Eukaryota; Metazoa; Chordata; Actinopteri; Carangiformes; Carangidae
Gene: lat
Product: linker for activation of T-cells
Exons: 13
Coding region: 432-1268 (278 amino acids)
Source: RefSeq, a predicted model, not a curated record